AUGCGGUUCCACGAUUUCCAGCCGCCACUGUGUGCCGAGAUCCUGGCGGAGACCGAUGCACUCGGCUUUGAGCACAUGACGCCUGUACAGGCGGCUACACUUCCUCUUUUUCUCUCCAACAAAGACGUGUGUGUCGAUGCGUGUACAGGCAGCGGCAAGACCUUGGCCUUCGUACUGCCUAUUGUACAGCUGCUCAAGACCAAGCUAGCGAACGGAAGCAUUACGGUGCCGCGUCACGCCAACCUCACCAAACUUGUGGCUAUGGUGGUCUCACCUACGCGAGAGCUGGCACGUCAGAUCUUUGAGUGCGCCGAGAAGUUUUUUGCAAGUGCAUUACCCACUGUACAGUUGCUGCUGUUCAUGGGUGGCACGAGUGUGGACGAGGACUUUUCACUGAUUCAAGGAGCUGUGGGCAAAUGCUCGGUGGUCGUUGGCACACCAGGCAGAACGGAGGACUUGCUGAACCGCUGCGUGGGCUCCAGUGUCGAGACGCGCGAUUUCGAAAUGCUCAUUUUGGACGAAGCCGACACUCUACUGGAUAUGGGCUUUGAAGUGAGUCUGAACAAGAUUCUGGAACAUCUGCCUAAGCAAAGACGUACCGGGUUGUUUUCGGCCACACAAACCCAAGAGGUAAAGGCGCUCGCACGUGCUGGAUUGCGAAACCCGGCGACAAUCUCCGUGCAAGUGGCGAACAACACGCAGGUGACACCGGCAACACUGCAGAAUUACUUCUGCCUGGUGGGCCAUGAUCAGAGAUUGUCAGCGCUGCACCACUUUGUGCAGAUCAAGAAGGGCGAAAAGCUCAUUGUCUUCUUCUCAACGUGUGCAUCUGUAGACUACUUCGGCCGUGUGCUGGAAGAGCUUUUCAAGGGCAAAAAAGACUUCCUGGUUGUGGCAUUGCACGGCAAGAUGCCGCAGAAGAAGAGGACAGCAAAUUAUGACCACUUCUCCACGCUGGAUUCUGGACUUUUAGUGUGCACGGAUGUCGUUGCGCGUGGAAUUGAUUUGCCUGACGUAGACUGGAUCGUGCAAUAUGACCCACCGCAGGACCCGAACUUUUUCGUGCAUCGUGUGGGGCGUACAGCCCGUGCUGGACGCUCUGGUUGCGCUCUCUCCUUCCUGUCUUCGAACGAAGAUGCGUACGUGAAUUUUUUGAAAAUUCGCAAGGUACCGUGUGAAGAGAUGGAGCUUCCACUAGAUACGAUGGAGAAUGUUCUGCCCAGGGUAAAGUCGCUCAUUCUGGAAGACCGUGAUUUGCUUGAAAAGGGCACGAAGGGUUUUAUGGCUUUUGUGCGGUCGUACAAGGAGCACCAGUGCCAGUUCAUCUUCCGUUUCAAGGAGCUUGAUUUGGGCGCUGUGGCUCGUGGAUUUUGUCUGCUUCAACUACCCAAAAUUAACGAGCUCCGUAAUGCGCGCAUCAAUUUUAAGAAGAUUGACAUCAAGACUGCUGACAUUAAAUUUAAGGACAAGGCCCGUGAAAAAGAACGCCAGAAGAAGCUAGUAGUCAUUGCAAAGGAGAAUGAAGCACGCGAUAAGAAAGAUGCGGAGAUGCGCGAGAAGAAGCGCAAACGGCCGCUAGAGGAAGAGAACCAAAAGCAUCCUCGUCGUCGUGAGAAGAAAAAGGGUCUGCAUCAGCAGAUCGUCGAGGAAUGGGACGAGUUAGCAGAGGAAGAGAAGACGUACAAGAAGUUGAAAAAAGGCAAGAUUACGGAGGAGGAGUACGAGAAGGCGCUGCUGGGCAAAGCGGAUGAUUCUGACGAUGCUAGCGUCGACGAUGGUGAUGAUAAAGAUCGCAGGAAGGAAAAGCCAAAGUGGCAGCGGGCAGAAGAGAAACUAAAGGAGCGAUUCAAAAAGAAGGAACAGGCUGUGGUGAAGACAGGAGUUCAGAAACGUGAAGCUGCCUUGCGUGAGGAACGUAUUCGCAAGCGAAAAAAAACGCAGCACGUUCAACGCGCUCAGCAAAGAGCUCAACGUCGUGCCCGGCGCUAG
Peronospora farinosa is the source of this 1989-nucleotide messenger RNA. The record is from the annotation of a GenBank genome assembly. NCBI's taxonomy places the organism in Eukaryota, Oomycota, Peronosporomycetes, Peronosporales, Peronosporaceae.